UUCUUUUGCAUAGUUGGUUAUUAUAUUCCCCUUCUUACUGUUUAGAACAGAAACUAAGAUAACAUUAGCAUUUUUUCUUUUCGAACAGAAUCAAAGACAACAUAAUUUAGCAUCUUUUAAUGUCAAAUUGGUUUUGUUCCUGUGGUUAGAACUUGGGAGUAGUGGCUGCAUUCCAAUUUUCUCCCUUUUGAAGAAAAGAUGGCACUCACUUUGAAAGAGGAGGAUGCAGCUGAUUGGGUUUACAGAGGAGAAGGAGCUGUUAAUCUUGUGCUCGCUUACGCUGGAUCCUCUCCUUCUUUUAUUGGGAAAGUGAUCCGAUUACGUAAGGCUCCGAAGAAUGGAUUGGAGGCAAAGGGUGUGAGUGUGAGGAAUAGCAUAGCUUUGACUCCUCAAGAACGUAUCCUCUGGAAAGAUGUGGAUCAACUUAUUUCCUCUUCUGACAAGGAAAUUGUUGGUCAACUAUAUGUGGAGCAUGUCAUGAAGCCCUUACUUGGUUCCAAUUAUGUUGAUGCUGGGACGCACAUCCUGGUGACCAGGGAAUUCCUUGAGUUAGUUGAGAAGAAUGUUACUGAUCAACGUCCUGUGUGGCGAGUUGAUGCUGCGCAGGUUGAUACACAUUGUGAUUUUGGCCUUCUCAUGUCCGAUCAUUCACUUUUUGCUCAUGGAAGUCCAAGACCUAGCCCCUGCAUAUCUGUUGAGAUAAAGCCCAAAUGUGGAUUCCUUCCAUUUUCAAGAUUCAUAUCUGAAGGAAAUGCUAGCAAAAGGAGAAUAACACGAUUUGAAAUGCACCAAAUACUGAAAUUGCAUCAAGGAGAGAUAUCACGGCUAAGUGAGUACAAUCCCCUUGAUCUAUUCUCUGGAUCUACGGAAAGAAUUCAGAAAGCUAUUAAAGGUCUCCUUAUAACUCCUCAAAACAAUUUCCGUGUAUUUUUAAAUGGCUCUCUCAUACUUGGAGGUCUAGGAGGUGUUGCAAAAAAUACAGAUGUGUGUAUUGCUCAAAAAUUUGAAGAUGAGCUUAAGUCGGUCAUUGAAGUUGAUGAUGGUCUGUGCACAGAGAACUUACUUAAUCUUGUUACUGAGGCUUUGCAAAAGUCAGGAGUUCUUGAUAAGCUCCUGGAGGUUCAGAAGCUUGAUAGUGUUGACAUAGAAGGAGUCAUUCAUGCAUAUUAUAACAUUACUUCUGAACAGUGCAUGGUGUGUAAGGAAUUGAGUGAAGAACAGGCAAAAAUAUAUGCCUCUUUGCAUUCAGCUUCAUUUGAUGAAAGCUUGAGAAUAGUAAAGGACUACCUGAUAGCAGCAACUGCAAAAGACUGCAGUUUGAUGUUGUGUUUUAGACCAAGGAAUGAGGAGGAUUCUGGAUUGGUGUACAAUAAUGUAUACCUUGAGUCAACUAAGCAGACCUUUGAUUUUAAGGUGUAUUUUAUCGACCUUGAUUUAAAACGCUUGAGUAAAGUGAGAGACUACUAUGAAUUAGAUAAGAAGAUAGUGAGCCGCUACAGACAAAAGAUCAAAAUGGAUCGAGGAAGAAAUGAAGUGACAGGCUUGAAGGCAUGUAAUGGUCAUCCUCUGCCUGCUACAGGGAUUGCUGUAGUGGAGCAGUUGUAGCAGACCAAACAGGAGCAGUAAUGAUUCUAAAAAGUUCCUUUCAAGAGAGACAGUAAGAUGUUUUGGAAAGAUAUUUCUGGGGUUUUAAUUUUGGGGACUGAAUUCUACAGACAAAAUAAUAGUGAAAAUGAUAAAGGCUUGGAUUUAGAAGAUGAUUGAUAAUUCCAAUUCAGGAAAUUUGUAGUUGACUUUUGCUAGUGUUUAGUUGAAUGUUUUGUUUUAGAUACUCAGGACUUUUUACUGUUAUGAAUUAUCAAUGUAGUCAUUUUUAUUAUC
Messenger RNA from Vigna unguiculata (cowpea), 1881 nucleotides. Its product is annotated as inositol-pentakisphosphate 2-kinase-like. Gene Ontology annotation, cellular component: nucleus. Gene Ontology annotation, molecular function: ATP binding; inositol-1,3,4,5,6-pentakisphosphate 2-kinase activity. Gene Ontology annotation, biological process: inositol phosphate biosynthetic process. NCBI's taxonomy places the organism in Eukaryota, Viridiplantae, Streptophyta, Magnoliopsida, Fabales, Fabaceae. The record is from RefSeq and is a predicted model, not a curated record.